AUGUCUAAACUCUGGAUAGCAUUGACUUUAAUAUCCAUCACCUCUGGUUUGGCACAAGACAUACCGUACCGACAGCUGAAUGACGGCCACAAGAUUCCGAUCGUGGGUUAUGGCGCCGGACACGUGUCCGUUGAGACGGUAAGGGAGGCCCUGAACGACGGCUAUAGACAUAUCGAUACAGCGCUGAGCUAUAUGGGCGGCACCUCCGAGAAGGACAUCGGAAAGGUAUUGAAAGAGAUGUUCACAUCGGGUAAACUGAAACGAUCGGACGUUUACAUCACCAGUAAAUUGGAGAACGACUACCAUUCCCGUAGUAAAGUGCACGAUGGCAUCAAACAGUCACUGGCUAAUCUGGGACUCGACUACGUCGACCUAUACCUCGUCCACUACCCGGCCUCCAAUGUAGGAGACACUUGGGACGGCAUGAUUGAAGUCCUGAAGGCAAACCUCACCCGAUCUAUAGGUGUCUCCAACUUCAAUGAGAAACAGUUGGAGGAAGUGAUAGCCAAAGGUGUAGUUCCUGUCACUAAUCAAGUCAUAUGUAAUCCGUAUAUAAACCAGAAGAGUAUGUUGGCGUUUGGCAAUAAACAUAACAUAACUCUCACGGCGUGGUCACCAUUGGGUGGCCCGAGUUAUCCGGAUCUUCUCAAAGAUAAGAAACUCAUUGAAAUCGGCAAAAAACAUAACGUGAGUUCAGCUCAGGUAGCUCUCAAAUUUGGGGUACAGAGGGAUGUCAUUGUUAUCCCAAAUUCAGAAAACGCUAAAUAUAUCAAAGAAAACGUCAAUAUAUUUAACUUUAAAUUAUCGGACGAAGAGAUGAAAGAAAUAGAGGCUCUUAAUAGGGAUUAA
This is a messenger RNA of Oppiella nova, 849 nucleotides long. The record is from the annotation of a GenBank genome assembly. Lineage: Eukaryota; Metazoa; Arthropoda; Arachnida; Sarcoptiformes; Oppiidae.